Molecule: messenger RNA, 1964 nt
Organism: Theobroma umbraticum
Lineage: Eukaryota; Viridiplantae; Streptophyta; Magnoliopsida; Malvales; Malvaceae
Product: omega-3 fatty acid desaturase, chloroplastic-like
Biological process (GO): lipid metabolic process
Molecular function (GO): oxidoreductase activity, acting on paired donors, with oxidation of a pair of donors resulting in the reduction of molecular oxygen to two molecules of water
Source: RefSeq, a predicted model, not a curated record
UAACUCUCUCUCUUCUCAAGGAACAGAAACACUCACAAAUAUUGUGACCUGUUAUUGCUGAGGAGAGAGAACAUCAAAGAAUCGUGAGGUUGUUGUUCGAACAAGAUUGAUAGCAUCAAGAACUGUUUUUUUUUUCUCUCGCCUUAAAGUUGGCAACUUAUUCAGUAGUAUUCGGUUUCUGUUGCAUAUUCUUUUUUUGUUUUCCUUUCCUCUCUGAAGCCUAGAGCUGCCCCUGGUUGAGCCUUUACUGUGGGGUUCUUAAUGGCGAGUUUUGUGAUAUCAGAAUGUGGUUUGAGGCCUCUUCCUCUUAUCUACGCUAGACCCAGAGCUGGAGUCGUCUCGAGGAACUCUUCAAAACCCAGAUUUUUACAUACAAGCAAGAACUUUUCAGAUCUAAAAACAACAAAGUCGAUACAAUUCUUUACUGGGGUUUUUGAAGACAGAAACUGGGGGCUGAAAGUGAGUGCUCCAUUGAAAGUUGCAUCCAUAGAAGAAGAUGAGGAAAGAGAAGAGAGAAUCCGUUAUGUUAACGGGUUUGGAGAACAAAAAGAAGAGUCAGGAUUCGACCCAGGGGCGCCGCCACCGUUCAAAUUAGCUGAUAUAAGAGCUGCCAUACCAAAGCAUUGUUGGGUAAAGGAUCCAUGGAAAUCUAUGAGCUACGUGGCGAGGGAUGUUGCUGUGGUUUUUGGCCUUGCUGCUGCUGCGGCUUAUCUCAACAACUGGCUUGUUUGGCCUCUUUACUGGGCUGCUCAAGGGACCAUGUUUUGGGGUAUUUUCGUUCUUGGCCAUGAUUGCGGCCAUGGGAGCUUUUCAAACAAUCCCAAGCUAAACAGUGUAGUGGGGCAUAUCUUGCAUUCUUCGAUUCUUGUGCCUUAUCAUGGAUGGAGAAUUAGCCAUAGGACUCAUCAUCAAAACCAUGGGCAUGUUGAGAAUGAUGAAUCAUGGCACCCGUUAUCUGAGAAGACAUACCGGAGUUUGGAUAAUGUAACUCAAACAUUGCGGUUCAUGUUGCCUUUUCCCAUGCUUGCAUAUCCUUUCUACCUUUGGAACAGAAGUCCAGGGAAGACAGGUUCUCACUUUGACCCAAACAGUGAUCUGUUUGUCCCAAGUGAGAGAAAAGAUGUGAUUACUUCCACCUUAUGUUGGACGGCAAUGGCUGCUAUUCUUGUUGGGUUAGGCUUCACAAUGGGUCCUACGCAGUUGCUUAAACUAUACGGUAUUCCGUACUGGAUAUUUGUAAUGUGGUUGGAUUUCGUUACAUACUUGCAUCACCAUGGUCAUGAAGAGAAGCUUCCUUGGUACCGUGGAAAGGAAUGGAGUUACUUGAGGGGAGGCCUUACAACACUUGACCGUGACUAUGGAUGGAUCAAUAACAUCCACCAUGACAUUGGAACCCAUGUCAUACACCAUCUCUUUCCUCAGAUCCCUCACUACCACUUGGUAGAGGCGACUGAGGCUGCUAAGCCAGUUCUUGGAAAAUACUACCGGGAGCCAGAAAAAUCAGGUCCUCUACCUUUUCACCUGAUUGGAAGUUUGAUAAGAAGCUUGAAGAAAGAUCACUAUGUUAGUGACACUGGAGAUGUUGUGUACUACCAAAGUGACCCAGAGCUUAAAGACCCUUCUAAGUGAGCGAUGAUUCUUCAUAACAUUCCUCAGCUGGAACAGCGGAGAACUUGCUUAAGAGAUCAUUUAAGUUGUGAAGUAGAAUUAACAAGGGCAAUUGGAGCCCUUCUUUUUGAGGGGGUGGCAAGGCAUAUAAUGCAGGGUAUUUUUUUUUUCUAUAUUGCCAUUAAGGAAAAUUUAUAUUUAUUCUUUACAAGAGAAAUAACUGCUUAAGCUAAAUUAACAUUGAUUGCUUGAUUAAAUCCUCUGCAAAAAUGGAGAAAAGGAGUUCACAAAAGAAUGAGUUCUUGUUAUUUACCCUUAAGACAUGUGAGAAAUGGAGACAUCAAGUUACCUCUUUA